AUGCAUGGCGACGGACGUGCUGCCGCGCGGCUCGCACUCCUCCCUAGCUCCCUGGCCAGGUUAGGCUGCCGCCCGGACCUCCUUCGUCCACCCUUGCGUGGUCUCGCCUUCCUCCGCACAACGCUGGCCAGCACUGACGAUCCCAGGUCCAGCCCAUCGUCCCCGAGGUCACGAUUCCGCCGGAAGUCACCCCGGAGAAUGUCACAACAAGCAUUGUCGACACGAGCUCACCUGCUGAGCCAGCUUGGGCGCGCGCAUGUCAUUUGCCUCGUGUACUCGAUCUCGGACCCGUCAAGCUUCGACCGCGUCGCCGAGUACUGGCUCCCAUUGUUCAGAAAAGAGGGCAUCAAUGUCCCCGUCAUCCUCGUCGGGAACAAGAUUGACCUCCGCGGUGGCGAGGUCACGAAUCAGGCGCUCGAGGAGGAGGUCGCGCCAAUCAUGCGAGAGUUCAAGGAGGUCGAGACUGUUGUCGAAUGCAGUGCGCGCCUACCACUCAACGUAUCCGAGGUGUUCUACUUUGCGCAAAAGGCGGUGCUCCACCCGACGGCGCCGCUGUAUGACUCGCGGGAGCACAUUCUGAAGCCCAAGUGCCUGGAGGCGCUGAAGCGCAUCUUCAAGAUUUCCGACGUCGACAAGGACGGCCUGCUGAACGCUGCCGAGCUGAACCAGUUCCAGCAAAAGUGCUUCUCGACGCCACUACAGACGCAGGAGCUGGAGGGAAUCCUGAAUUUGGUGCGGUCAUAUGACCCGGCCUCGGUCCAGCCGUUACCGAACACACCGAUGGCGCAGAUGAAUGAGAGCGGAGUGCUCGGAUGGUCGCAGACGGCACAGGACGGGUGGCCACAGAUCUCGACGCCGCAGGGCCAGCUGUCUCCGUCGGCUGAGGGUCUCACGGAACUUGGAUUCCUGUAUCUGCACACCAUUUUCAUCCAGCAGGGACGGAUGGAGACGACGUGGACGGUCCUGCGGCAAUUCGGGUACGGCGAGUCGCUCGACCUGAGGGAGGACUUCCUGUCGCCGCGGUUCGACGUGCCGUACGACUGCAGCGUGGAGCUGAGCCCGCUCGGCAAUCAGUUCCUGACGGAUAUCUUUGAGGCGUACGACAAGGACAAUGACGGCGCUCUGUCCCAGUCCGAGCUCGACGACCUCUUCUCGACCUCGCCUGGGAACCCGUGGCUGUCGCAGGGCUUCCCGCAUACGACGAUCACAGACGACCUCGGCCGCGUCACGCUGCAGGGGUGGCUCGCGCAGUGGUCCAUGAUGACGCUGCUGGACCCGAAGCUGACGCUCAACUACAUGGCUUACCUUGGAUUCUCGUCCUCGCCGGCGUCGGACAUGCCGCUCGUCGCGAGCGUGAAGGUGACGCGGCCGCGCAAGGCGGACCGGCGCGCGAAGAAGGUCACGCGCAACGUGUUCCUGUGCUACGUCCUGGGCGCGACGGGGUCGGGCAAGACCUCUUUGCUGCGGUCAUUCGUGCACAAGCCGAUCAGCGGGGACGACCGCUCCUACGAGCCGACGACCAAGGUGCUUUCGGUGGUGAACUCGGUCGAGAUCGACGGGCAGGAGAAGUACCUGGUGCUGCAAGAGUUUGGCUCAAAAUACGAAUCCGAGAUGCUCAUCAACAAGAAGAAGCUCGAGCUCGCCGACAUUCUGCUCUACAUCCACGACUCGAGCGACACGAAUUCCUUCUCGUACAUCUCAAACUUGCGGCAGCAGUACAACCUCGACCACAUCCCGAGUCUCUUCAUCGCGACCAAGAGCGACCUCGACCUCGCCCAGCAAAGGCACGAGGUCCAGCCAGACGUGUACUGCCGCCGCCUUGGAUUGCCCGCCCCUCUGGCCGUGAGCGCCGUCUCGGGCCCGCUGCCCAACCUCUGGGUCGCGAUCACGCGAGUGGGCCUCAACCCGACAUCGUACAUCCCGCGCGGACCACGGAGCGACUCGCCCGCAAAGCGCGUCGCCGUGUACACCCUCACCGCAUCCAGUAUCAUGGCCAUGGCAGCCGUCUGGAUGCGAUACCAGGGGUACACGUUUCGCGGCGUCUGGGGCUGGGUCGUGAGGAACACUGGCAUGCUGCUGGGAUGGACUGCGAGAGAGAAGUGA
Trichosporon asahii var. asahii CBS 2479 is the source of this 2103-nucleotide messenger RNA. RefSeq lists its product as uncharacterized. The coding region runs from base 1 to 2103 and encodes 700 amino acids. The record is from RefSeq and is a predicted model, not a curated record. Gene Ontology annotation, biological process: small GTPase-mediated signal transduction; mitochondrion organization; regulation of mitochondrion organization. The transcript is spliced from 4 exons. Gene Ontology annotation, molecular function: GTP binding; GTPase activity; calcium ion binding. NCBI's taxonomy places the organism in Eukaryota, Fungi, Basidiomycota, Tremellomycetes, Trichosporonales, Trichosporonaceae. Gene Ontology annotation, cellular component: mitochondrial outer membrane.